Magallana angulata is the source of this 1910-nucleotide messenger RNA. Its product is annotated as gamma-soluble NSF attachment protein-like. Gene Ontology annotation, molecular function: syntaxin binding; soluble NSF attachment protein activity. Gene Ontology annotation, cellular component: SNARE complex; vacuolar membrane. The record is from RefSeq and is a predicted model, not a curated record. Gene Ontology annotation, biological process: intracellular protein transport. The coding region runs from base 83 to 1030 and encodes 315 amino acids. The transcript has 10 exons. Lineage: Eukaryota; Metazoa; Mollusca; Bivalvia; Ostreida; Ostreidae.
UCGGGUUCGAAAUACAUGUAUACAGAAGACGAAAAAUUUUGAUAAUAAUUUAGGGGGUUGUAUUUCACUUUAUUUUGAUACGAUGUCUGGAGAUAUUCAGCAGAAGAGAAUGACAGAGGGCAAAGCACAUGUACAAGCUGCUGAGAAGUACAUGAAGAUUUCUUUCUUUAAAUGGAAGCCAGAUUUAGAUAGUGCUGCUUCAGAGUAUACAAAAGCAGCUACGUGUUUUAGAAAUGCAAAGGCAUUUCCAGAGGCCAAGGAUGCUUUCCUUAAGGCUGCAGAUGUACACAAACAGCAGAAUUCUAUAUUCCAUGCAGCAAAGAUGAUGGAGCAGGCUGGCCUGUUGUGUAAGGAAUUCAGUGAUGUAGAGGGCUGUGUUAAUUUGUUAGAGCGAGCAGCUGACCUGUUUCAUCAGAACGGUACUGCCGAUACAGCAGCCCUGACACUGGACCGUGCUGCCAAGUCCAUUGAGAUGAAUUAUCCUAAUAAAGCAGCAGAACUAUAUGACAAAGCUUGUAGCAUAUCAGAGUUGGAGGAUAAGUCUAGACAAUGUGCAGAGUUUGCUGGGAAAGCAGGACGGUUGUUUGUCAAAGCUGGAAAAUAUGAUUUGGCAGCUGAAGCCCUUAAAAGAGAAAUAGAAUUUCACCACCAAACAGAAAACUUCCCUAUGAUAAACCGAGUCAUACUUGGAAUUGUUCUGGUGUACCUAGACAAUGGAGACCCAGUGGCUGCCGAAAACUUUUUCACAUCAGCAUCAAACCGAGGAACAGGAGAGGAUGAGUUUAUUCAGGGGGCAGAUGAAUUAAUCCAGGCUUUUAAUGAUGGAGAUGAGGAUGCUGCUAGAGAAGUUCUGUCCAGACCCUUUGUCAAAUUUAUGGACAAUUGUUUUGCAAAGAUAGCCAGAAGUCUGGUCAUUCCUGCUGGAGGGGGUGGUAAAGUGGGUGUGGUUAGCAGUUCCUCAACCAAUGAAAAUCAGGAUCAAUGUGCACAGCUAACAGAUGAUGACCUUGAGGAAGGAGGGUUGUGCUGAUGACAUACCAAUAUAUUUUACUCUGCAAACUAUCAAUUCUCUUUAUGUUAUUUAUGUUACAGUUGUAAGGUGAUAGAUGGAUCAUGUUGAUACUCAUGUGCACUGCAUAAAUUAUUUAUACAUUUUCUGAUCUUGCACAUGUGUGUUUUGGGACUCAUUUUGUUAAAUCAAAUUUUUAAUGUUUUUGUAACAUGUAUGUUUUAUAGCAUACUGAAUGAACUCCUAGGAAAUAUAUAUUCUCUGUUGUAAAUUUGAGCUCUUUAACAAUGAUUUACCCUGUAAAUAGAAUUCUAAUUGUGAUUUCAUGUAUUUUUAAUAACCAAUCCUUCUACAAAAGUAUGUAGAUUCAUUAAACUAUGUGUAUUUAUUUUCAAAAACUGUAUUCCUAAUGAUGUGAUUGCAUGCAUAAUUUAUUUAUUAAUUUAAAAGCAUAUAAAAGAACAAACCUGUGAACUUGUAUUAUAUAUGAAGGUUAUUUAACAUCCAAGUUCAAGUCAUUCGAAAUAUUCUUCAACGGAUACAUUGCAUAUGUAAGUUCCGUUUUUUUAAACUUCUAUUAAAUGUGAACACAGACCAGAUGUAAAAUGCAUCAUUUGAAAUUAUCAUUACACUUAUGUAUUGAACAUAAUCAUGGUCACCAGCUACGCUAUCAUUUACAGUCUGAUAUUAAUAAUUUUUGAAUGAUCAAAGUAAACGGCUUAAUAGUCAGACUACACAAGGGUCAUGAAAUCAUGAUUUUGUCUUUGAUGAAUUCUUAUCUAUAGAUUGGUUUUUGGGAGAGAUGUCUGUCCAAUUCAGUGUAGAAGUAGAGUAUGAAGUCAUGAUUUAUUUGCAGAGUUAAUUAAAAGUGCAAUAAAUAAAGUUUUGUUAUGCCUGUCAA